Bufo bufo (common toad) is the source of this 818-nucleotide messenger RNA. It is a transcript of the gene SNN, whose product is annotated as stannin. The record is from RefSeq and is a predicted model, not a curated record. Lineage: Eukaryota; Metazoa; Chordata; Amphibia; Anura; Bufonidae. Gene Ontology annotation, cellular component: mitochondrial outer membrane. The coding region runs from base 170 to 433 and encodes 87 amino acids. The transcript is spliced from 2 exons.
CGGGGUUGGGUUGUGGCGAAUUUUCGGGGUAUGCGGCUCUGCAGCCCGAUCCGUGCCCGCCGGGAGCGCUGAAAGGUGGCCGUGCUGACCCCGCUGCAGCCCGGAGAAGUUUCUUGUCUCCUACCGGAUCAAAGGCUGAAGACUUGACCUACAGCACCUAACCCCAGCCAUGUCUAUAAUGGACCAUAACCCCACCACCGGCGUGGUUACAGUCAUUGUUAUCCUUAUCGCCAUUGCAGCCCUUGGUGCCUUAAUUCUGGGUUGCUGGUGUUACCUUCGUUUGCAGAAGCUCAGCCAGUCGGAGGAUGAGGAGAGCAUUGUUGGAGAAGGAGAGACCAAAGAGCCUUUUCUCUUGGUUCAGUAUUCUGCCAAAGGACCUCGGGUGGAGAAGAAAACCAAGCUGACACCGAAUGGCACAGAGACACAUAGCUAAUUAACCACAUCCCUUCACCAACAUGUGUGAAGAAAGCAGAACUAAUACUGUGAAAAAUAAUAGACCCGUGUCCUGUUCGGAAGGUGUAUGUCCUCCCCAGCAGCCAGUCUCUUGCUGACGCCACUGAUGCACGCAGUACUCUUUCCUACAAUCACACCAUGUGUUACUUGAAUGUGUUUCAUCCUGCUUCAGUGGACAUCUCCCCUGGAAUGUGAACGUCUCUCCCCGCAGCCGUUUUUAAGCAUCCCACUAAUUUAACGUAUUAAUUCGCUGAUUGCCGACCCGAUUUGAAGGGAGAUUUUUUUUCAAUUAACCAUGCCUAACCCACUGGUGGUCAUAGUAAGCCCAGCCUUUCCUCGUGGUUCUAGACACUACAACCCCCAUA